AUGGCUGUGCUCGUGCAGAUGAUUGCCAAGAGGCAAAGCAAUAACUUUAAUGAUGAUGAUGAUAAUAUUGAUAAUAACUGCGAUGGCUAUGGAAACUGCUAUUCGACAUGGGGCAGUUGGGGACGAUGGGUUGUACUAGUUCUCAUAAUUCUUGCCUUUGUUCUUCUGGCUUUCGGUUUAUCAUGCAUCAACUCCCGUCGUCGUCGUCGUCAAGGAGUUCAGCCAAUGUAUGGUACAGGCUGGAUGGCCAAGCCCCCUCCAUAUGGUCAUUACAACAACCAACCCGGAGCUUACAACUAUGGUCCCCCUCCACCAAUGUAUACUCCAAAUGGACAGAUCCCACCACAACAAACGGGCAACACUUUUAAUAGUAAUGAUGGAUAUUACGGGCAUCAUGGUCAACAUGGUCAACCAGAUAUUGAAUUGCAACAACCACCCAAUGCCUACACGAGAGGCGGAGAUGAUGUUUACCAAGCACCAAUGGGUCCACCACCUACAAAACACACCUAG
Botrytis byssoidea is the source of this 510-nucleotide messenger RNA. RefSeq lists its product as uncharacterized. Gene Ontology annotation, biological process: vesicle-mediated transport. NCBI's taxonomy places the organism in Eukaryota, Fungi, Ascomycota, Leotiomycetes, Helotiales, Sclerotiniaceae. The coding region runs from base 1 to 510 and encodes 169 amino acids. Gene Ontology annotation, cellular component: intracellular membrane-bounded organelle. The transcript has 3 exons. The record is from RefSeq and is a predicted model, not a curated record.